AUGGAGACUCCAGCUAGCAUUGAGAAGCUCGGCCGGGAGAAUGAUGUCGCAUAUGCCUCGUCGUUCGCGGGCGAGGUCGAAGUACCUCAAAGGUCAACAUGGGCAUACUUGAAGCACUACUUCACCAGCCGUGAGGGUUGGGUCGGCGAUUAUGAUUACCUCUACCUCAUCACACCCAAUAUCUGGCCCCUGAACCGCAGAUACAAAGACUACGAAGCACCCUUCUACGGGCUCAACGAUAAGAUCCCAAUCCUCCUCACCCUGCUCCUCGGUCUCCAACAUGCCCUUACAAUGAUCGGAUCCAUUGUCUCCCCACCCCUAGCUAUUGCAGGAGGGGCAUUCAACUUCGACGCCGAAAUAACCCAGUAUCUCGUCUCCGCGGCCUUCAUCACGACCGGCAUCGCCACGGCCCUCCAAGUAACCCGCAUCCACAUCACCAAAACCCCCUUCUACAUCGGCACCGGCCUGCUCUCCGUCGUCGGCCCAACCUUCGAUAUCUUACCUAUCGCAUUCAACUACACUGCCAUGCGGUACAAAAACGGGACUUGUCCGACCGCAGCAGAUGGCACGCAGUUGCCGUGUCUUGAUGCCUGGGGUGCGAUCUUGGGAAGCAUGUUGUGUACGGUGUGGAUCCAGAUCGCGAUGUCCAUGGUCCCGCCCAAGAAACUGAAUAAGAUCUUUCCCAAGAUUGUAACGGGGACUCUUUUGCUGUUGGUCGGGGUGUACCUCAUCAACAGCGGGAUGCAGAAUUGGGGCGGGAGCAGCAAUUGUAAUAGUGAGACGGGAUUCUACGCUCUGUGUCCCAACACCGCUGCGCCGAAGCCUCUCGUUUGGGGCGACCCGAAGCUCAUCGGCCUCGGCUUCUCCGUCUUCGUGACCGUCAUCAUCGUCGAGCAAUUCGGCUCCCCACUCAUGAAAUCGGCAUCCAUCAUCCUCGGUCUUGCGAUAGGGUGUCUCAUCUCAGGCCUAACAGGCUACUGGUCGCUCUCCAACGUCCGCGCUGCUCCACCCGUGACCUUCCUCUGGGUACACACUUUCAAGCUCUCUGUCGACGGGGCGUUGAUCCUCCCACUCCUGAUAAUGUUUAUAUGUGAGGCUGUGUCUUGUAUGCCUGAUAUCCUCGCCACUGCUGAGAUAAGUAAUGUGGAUAUUGAGGGCACACAUUUUAAUUCCCGCAUUCAGGGAGGGAUUCUGUGUGAUGGGCUCGGGAGUUUGGUCUCUGCUUUUGGGACAGGGCUGCCGAUGGUCAGUCAAGCGGGUAAUAACGGCGUUAUCAGCUUGACGGGAUGUGCGAGUCGACGCGCGGGGUGGUGCGCUUCUGGAUUUUUAGUUUUGAUGGGAAUGUUUGGGAAGUUUGGCGCGGUGUUUGGGAGUAUGCCCCCUUCCGUCCUCGGCGGUAUGCAAGUCUUCCUCUACUCCACCAUCGCCGUAGCCGGCAUCCGCGUACUCGGCCUCAUCACCUGGACGCGCCGAAACCGCUUCAUUCUCACCGCAUCCCUCGGAAUCGGAUUCAUCGAUAUCGUACAGCCGUCCUGGUUCGCGCAGAUCCUGGAUUAUAGCGGAAGUAAUGUGCAUCUUCAGGGUUUCGAGCAAGGGCUGAAUUUGAUUGUGGAGACGCCUUUUAUUAUCGCGGCUGUUAUUGGGGUUUUUCUAAAUCUGGUGCUGCCGAGGGAUGGGAGUGAGAUGGAUCGGGUGGUGAGGGACUCGGCGGGGCAUCCGGUGAUGGAGACGAGGAGAGAGGAGUGA
Messenger RNA from Hyaloscypha bicolor E, 1746 nucleotides. Its product is annotated as putative purine permease. The coding region runs from base 1 to 1746 and encodes 581 amino acids. Gene Ontology annotation, molecular function: xanthine transmembrane transporter activity. Gene Ontology annotation, cellular component: membrane; fungal-type vacuole. Lineage: Eukaryota; Fungi; Ascomycota; Leotiomycetes; Helotiales; Hyaloscyphaceae. Gene Ontology annotation, biological process: transmembrane transport; xanthine transport. The transcript is spliced from 4 exons. The record is from RefSeq and is a predicted model, not a curated record.